UCCCUCCCACUUGCCAAUUUUGCGAACACUUUUCGCCCUUCAAAAGCGACCCCCCUCCUUUCUGCUCGUUCCUUCUACUUCUCCAGACCCAGACAACAAACUUCCCGUCUCGCCAAUACCUCACCUCCUCGACACCUCAGACAAACCGCCAAGAUGAUUAUCUACAAGGACAUCAUUACCGGAGACGAGAUCAUCUCGGACUCCUACGACCUCAAGGACAUCGAUGGCAUUGUCUUCGAGGCCGACUGCGCCAUGAUCACCGAGGGCGCCGUCAGCGUCGACACCGGCGCCAACGCCUCCGCCGAGGAGGCUGACGAGGGUACUGAGGACGCCGAGAUCAAGGUCAACAACAUUGUCCACUCUUUCCGCCUCCAGUCCACCCAGUUCGACAAGAAGAGCUUCCUCGGCUACCUCAAGGGCUACAUGAAGACUGUCAAGACUGCCCUUCAGGAGAAGAACGCCCCGGCCGAGAAGAUCACCGCCUUCGAGAAGGGUGCCCAGAAGUACGUCAAGGAGACCCUCCUUCCCAACUUCAAGGACUUCGAGUUCUACACUGGCGAGUCGAUGAACCCCGAUGGAAUGGUCGUCCUCCUCAACUACCGCGAGGAUGGUGUCACCCCCUACAUCAUCGUCUGGCAGCACGGCCUCGAGGGCAUGAAGGUUUAA
Messenger RNA from Colletotrichum costaricense, 666 nucleotides. RefSeq names its product translationally-controlled tumor protein. The record is from RefSeq and is a predicted model, not a curated record. Gene Ontology annotation, cellular component: cytoplasm. The transcript is spliced from 5 exons. Lineage: Eukaryota; Fungi; Ascomycota; Sordariomycetes; Glomerellales; Glomerellaceae. Gene Ontology annotation, molecular function: calcium ion binding. The annotation marks the transcript as partial.